Messenger RNA from Exophiala viscosa, 1242 nucleotides. RefSeq lists its product as uncharacterized. The record is from RefSeq and is a predicted model, not a curated record. The transcript has a single exon. Bases 1 to 1242 code for a protein of 413 amino acids. NCBI's taxonomy places the organism in Eukaryota, Fungi, Ascomycota, Eurotiomycetes, Chaetothyriales, Herpotrichiellaceae.
AUGGCAAAUUCUUCGUUUGAAAGCCUCUCGGCAACUCCACCGUCGCUUUUAGCGACAGCAGCAGAAACCUCCUUCCUCCUGUCCACCUCAUCGACGAUGACGACGUCCGGAGUCUACGACCUAGAUGGAGGUUCCACACUCCCGUCGAUCUCCAUCAUAGGAUAUGCCACGGAACCGUCUCUACCACCAGGUUCAACUCUCAGAUGGAUAACGUCUGUCUCUUACAAAAGCAUCAGUUCCGAACCAAAAACAAGUACCACGUCGCUUGCAUCGAUUACAGGCACAAGAUCGGCUGGUAAUUCUUGGACAACAUCAACAUUUUCACUAACAAUCGAGGUAAAUUCGACAUUGACAACAACACGAAUGCCGCUGACGAUUAUGGUGCAUCCGACAUUGACAACCUCUCUUCCGUCGCCGAUCAUAACGUCUUCCACCUCCGCAGUGCCUUCAAUCACAUCUAGCUGCUCGACAACUUCUGCUGUGUCGAUCUCUCUAGCGCAGUCAGCGACGCUGGGUACCACAGUGCGCCCAACAGCAUCUCCAGCAUCGUCAUAUAACUCCACGACGUCAGCAUUCGCCGGAACACAUGCUCGAAUUGCACCACACGUCUUGAUGAUUGCUAUCCCGGUCUCCAUUGGCAGCACAAUCGCGAUGAUCUGCCUGUUCUUUCUCUGGCGCCGGUUUCACCCAACGUCUUUCCAGAAAUUCAUCAGCCUUUGUCCAUACCACGCAGCCUUGUCGCGUUGGGCCGGAACACGAGACAGGAAUCGUCGCAUGCGUGCUUUACGCACAGCUGAAGGCCUCACAGAAACCCAUCGCGGCUUCACAGGAGGAGACACAUUUACACGUCGCCUACGACAAUAUGAACAAGAGUCUAUCCGUGCCAGGGAAAAGUUCAGCUUUGAAAUGCCUUCUACACCACAUUCCGGCAAAAAGAGCGAGGGCAGUACACUGGUGGGCAGUCCAUGGCGCAAGAACAAGAUCACAAGUCCCAAGCCAAGCUACGAUUCCUCCAAGGGACCUGAGACCGGUCGGCGCAUGUAUGGCCCAUUCAAGCGUGAUUUCAAUGAGGAAACAGGAAGUCUGGAGAGUUGGGAGGAGAAAUGGUUCAAUCUGGGCACUGAUGCUGAGGAGAGUGCGUCUUCAACUGCAGAUCUUCCAAAGACAGAACCGGCGAAAGAUGAUGAGGACAAGAUUGAGCGUUUUGCUGGACCUGGAAUGUCAUGGCGCAAACUCGUCUGA